Messenger RNA from Pistacia vera, 2733 nucleotides. RefSeq names its product serine/threonine-protein phosphatase 6 regulatory subunit 3. The coding region runs from base 90 to 2396 and encodes 768 amino acids. Lineage: Eukaryota; Viridiplantae; Streptophyta; Magnoliopsida; Sapindales; Anacardiaceae. The transcript is spliced from 19 exons. The record is from RefSeq and is a predicted model, not a curated record. Gene Ontology annotation, molecular function: protein phosphatase regulator activity; protein phosphatase binding.
AUUGUCUACUGCGUCUCCGGUAGAGAAAUUUUGGAUAAGGAGAAUUUCACAUUGGAGGAGCUUCUUGAUGAGGAUGAUAUAAUUCAAGAAUGCAAAGCUUUGAAGGCCGACUUAUAAAUUUUUUGAGAGAAAGGGCUCAGGUUGAACAACUGAUUCAAUAUAUUGUGGUUGAAGCUCCUGAGGAUGCUGAAAAGAGGCGAACUUUUAAGUUUCCUUUUAUUGCAUGUGAGAUUUUUACUUGUGAAGUUGAUAUCAUCCUUAAGACAUUGGUAGAGGAUGAGGAGUUGAUGAAUUUGUUGUUCUCCUUUUUGGAACCGGAAAACUUGCAUAGCACAUUACUGGCUGGGUACUUCAGCAAGGUUGUGGUUUGUCUGUUGUUGCGGAAGACAAUUCCUUUUAUGCAUUAUAUUAAAGCACAUCAAGAAAUUAUUCCUCGGCUAGUAGACCUGAUUGGUAUUACAUCUAUCAUGGAGGUUUUAAUACGUCUUAUUGGUGCUGAUGAGCACAUGUAUACAAACUAUACCGAGUCAAUGCAGUGGAUAGAGGAAACAAAUGUGCUAGAGAUGAUUGUGGACAAGUUCAGCUCUUCGGAUUGUCCAGAGGUGCAUGCAAAUGCAGCUGAAACGCUGUGUUCUAUAACACGAUUUGCUCCCCCGGGUCUUGCUGCUAAGAUUGCUGGUCCAAAUUUUAUAGGGAGAUUAUUUCGUCAUGCUUUGGAAGACUCUCGGCCAAAAUCUGUUCUGGUUAACUCUUUGUCUAUCUGCAUAUCUUUGUUAGACCCUAAGAGGCUAACAUUGGGGCAAUACUAUAUGUUCAACCGUCAGCUAACUCAUGGACCCACAGUAACUGCAAAUCCAGAGACGGUUGAAGGAAUGCUGAGUAGCCUAGGUGAUUUACUAAAGCUUUUGGAUGUGUCGUCUGAGGAGAGUGUUUUGCUAACUACAUAUGGCAAGUUGCAGCCACCUCUUGGAAAACAUCGCCUGAAGAUUGUAGAGUUCUUUUCAGUAUUGCUGACAGUUGGUAGUGAAGCAGCUGAGAAGGAAUUAAUUCGACUUGGUGCAGUGAAAAGAAUAUUGGAUUUGUUCUUUGAGUACCCAUACAAUAAUUUUUUGCAUCAUCAUGUAGAGACCAUAAUCUUAUCUUGUUUGGAGAGCAAAAAUGCACCUCUUAUCAAGCAUCUUCUUCAUGACUGCAAUCUGGCGGGGAAAAUUCUUGAAGCUGAGAGGAAUUUCACUUUGGAAGCUAAUCCAAAUAAGCCAACUAUCCCUGCUGAGGGUCGAUUGCCGCCCAGGAUAGGAAAUAUUGGACACUUAACACGCAUAUCUAACAAACUUGUACAGCUGGGAAAUAACGGCAACGAGAUUCAGGCAUAUUUGCAGGAAAACAGUGAAUGGAGCGAUUGGCAAAUAAAUGUCCUAUCAAAGCGAAACACUGUGGAGAAUGUAUAUCAGUGGGCUUGCGGGAGGCCUACAGCUCUACAUGACCGGAAUAGAGAUAGUGAUGAUGAAGAUUACCAAAAUAGAGAUUAUGAUGUUGCAGCCCUGGCAAAUAACUUGAGCCAGGCCUUUCGAUAUGGCAUUUACAACAAUGAUGAUAUUGAUGAGGCACACGGCUCUCUUGAGCGAGAUGAUGAGGAUGUCUACUUUGAUGAUGAAUCUGCUGAAGUUGUUAUUUCUUCUCUGCGUCUGGGAGACAACCAAGAAAGUGGUUCUCUUUUUACAAAUUCCAAUUGGUUUGCUUUUGAGGAGGAAAGAGUCAACAAUGACCGUUCCACUGGAUCGCCUGCUUCCCCUUCUCCUAAUAAUGAAGAGGCUGCUGUUACUAACCGUGGAGGUGAUAAUGAAGUUGUUGGGGAAGAUGAAGACUUGGAUGACACUGCAACAUCUCCUGCCGUACCAGAAACAAAAUCAGAAGAUACUGAUGUAGUCAAUCUGCCUGAAGAUUCUGAAGAAACAGGACCCAGUGCGACUGAAAAGCCUACUGUUUGGGUUGAAUGGAGGGAGACUCCAGAUUCCAGUAAUCCAUCUGAUGCAGCUGAACCUGUUAGUGUGCCUAAUGGUGAGGUGCAAGUAGAAACGAGAGAUGAGGUUGUUGAUUGUGGCCCAGAUGCUUCUGAACCUUCUUCCUCUUCUUCCAAUGAAAUAGCAAAUGCUGAUGCAACGCCUACUGGAGAAUUAUCACAAACAGAAGAUGAAAAUAAAAGUGCUAGUUCUAAUCCUGUAGAAAUUCCACAACCAGACGAUGGUAAACCAAGUCCAGAACCAAUUACUUCCGAUGAGGCGAAAACAGUGGUAGAAGCAGCGCAAGGCACUCCUGAAGUAAACAAGAGCGAAGCAGCACAAGGCACUCCUGAAGUAAACAAGAGCGAAGAGGCAGUGAAAGAAACAGAAAACUGAUGUAUAUUCAACAGAAUUACCGAGUUAAUUGGGCUAACUCACACUGCACAAUAUUGGACAAAGCGGGAAGAUGAAUAUUUGAAAGAUUGGCCACUGUACUUUUAGAGCCUUCUUCUGUACAUUGUCUAAGUAGGGCUUGAUGAUUCUUUUUCCCCAGCCAUUGCCAACCAACUUCAAAUUGAGAAGAUAAGGGAUACAAGUAUUGCAACAUUUAAUCAAUUAAUUUUAGCUUUUAGGUAGGGAUGAUUCAGAAAUGGAAUUUGUGAACCGAAUCGUACACGGCAUUUUCAGUACAAUAAUAUGUUUAUAUUUAUAUAUGAUUCUCCUUCUUUCAUAA